AAGACCGUUAAUUUGCCCUGUUCCAUCCCCGGCCCUGGAGUCGGGGUGUAGUUGGCUGGCUCCCUCGUGGCUCGUGGCUCGUGGGUCGGCCGAGCGUCCCGUGGAGUUCCCAGUCCCCGACGAGCACCGCGGGGCCCGGGCCACGAUGGACUUCCCCAGCUCCCUUCGACCCACGCUGUUCGUGGCUGGCCCCCUUGGUCUGAGUAAUGUCCCUGACUUGUCCUUCAUGUGUAGCUGGAGAGAUGCCCUGAUGCUGCCGGAGUCCCUGCCCGAGAACUCUGAGAAUGGGGCGCCGCACAUGGCCACGCAGCUGCUCUGGGAGCCAGAGACCCCUGGACCCCUUCCUCUGCUGCUUCCUGGUCCUGAUCCCUGGGACCCUGGGGUGACUGCCCAGGACCUGCUUUUCCGGGGAGGUUUCACGUUCCGAAGGAAGCCCCAAGCCGUGCUGGACGUUACGGAACAGCUCAGCCGCUUCCUGUGGGACCAUGGGGACAUAGCCUUUGCACCCCUGGGGAAGCUGAUGCUGGAGAAUUUCAAACUGGAGGGAGCACGGAGCCGUUCUAAGAAGAAGACAGUGGUCAGUGUGAAGAGCCUACUCCAGGACCUCGGUGGACACCAGCCCUGGGGCUGCCCCUGGGCUUUCCUCAGCUACCGACAGCGCCGCUUCUCCAUCCUCGGGGGCCCUGUCCUGGGCAAGUCAGUGGCCAGCCUCCUCGGGGAGCUGCUGCACGAGGAGCUGGCCGUGCGGUGGGAGCAGCUGCUCCUGGACGACGCGUUCACCGGGGGCGCUUUGGCCUGGGUGCCCGGGAGGACGCCCCAGGUGGGACAGUUGGUCUAUCCGGCGGGAGGUGCUCUAGACAAGCUCUGUUUCCAAGAGGUCAGUCUGACCUCAGGCGGUGAUGCUCAGGCUCUUGGGGACCCUGGCCACAUCCAGCUCCGCGGACCUGUCCGGCAGGUGGUGACCCGCACUGUGCAAGGGGAAAGUGAGUCCUUUGGACACCUCCCUUCCCGCCUGCCUCCCUCCCUCGCUGACUUGCUCCCUUACUCUGACCUUCUCCGUCCCUCAGCCCUGCUGGCUGUCCGCUCGGACUACCACUGCGCCCUGUGGAAGGUCAGCAAGCAGGGGCAGCCCGCCCCUCUCCAGGUGCUGCAGGCCGGGAAGGGGGCCACUGGGAUCAGCCUCAGCCCACACCUGCCCGGGGAGCUGGCUGUCUGCAGCCGUUCCGGAGCCGUCUGUCUGUGGACCCCCCAGGACGGGCUGCAGCAAGUCUACAAGGACCCUGAGACCCUUGUGUUCUGUGACCCUUCUCCCUGGCGCUGGGCAGACUUCACCGCUCAUCCCCGGGUGCUGACUGUGGGGGACCGCACAGGAGUGAAAAUUAUUGACACUCAGGGCCCACCCGGCUGUGGUCUGCUGCUUUUUCGUGGGGGCGCAGAGGCAUCAUGCCAGAAAGGAGAACGUGUCCUGCUGACCCAGUACCUGGGGGCGUGCAGCCCCGAGCCCCUGCCUCCUACACUCCAUCUCAUCUGUACGCAGUUUUCGCUCUACCUGGUGGAUGAGCGCCUCCCCUUGGUGCCCAUGCUGAAGUGGAACCAUGACCUCCCCUCGGCUCCCCUAUGGGCCCAGCUGUUGCCCCCGCCACGGCCCGGCUGCCCACGGCCGCUGCUCCUGGGCGCCCAGCACGGGCACCUGCGGCUGCUACACCUUACAGGAGAGGGGACCUCUGCACCCAGGCUGGCGGGGCCCCCCCAGUCUCUCCCUUCCAGCAGCGACUCCCUCUCCGCGUUUCCCCUGCUGGAGCCCAAGAGUCAAUGGCGGCUGCAGGAGCGUCUGAAAGCGCCGACCAUAGGUCUGGCUGCCACCAUCCCUUUCCCGGCUUCCGAGCCAGUCCUGUCGCUCUUCCAGCUCUCAGCAGCCGGGGAUGUCUUCUACCAGCGCCUCCGCCUCCAGGCAGACCCCGGGGCUACCCUCCAUGCCCCCACGGCUUCCUGGACUCCCCAGGCCACUGCAUGCUGCAGCCGAUGGCUGAAGGCCCUGCUGGAGGUGCCCCCGCCUCCCCCUGUGUGGGCGGCACCCACCUUUUCCCACCGCCGUCUGCUGGGCUGCAUGGAGCAGAGGACGGGGGAGCGCAAGGGGCCAGAGGGUCUCCGAGCGGCCAUGGCUGGAGGGAGGCUGCUGCAGCAGAGGGACCUGGGCCCACUCCCCUCUGCGGAGCCGCCCCCUGCCCCCGAGCCGGGCCCCGAGGACGAGCUCAGCGCACGUUUGGAGGCGGCCUGGGAAGGCCAGAUGGCGGGCUGGUGGGACAGGCAGCGGGGCCGGAGCUCCGGGCCCGGCAGACCGCCCAAGCGGCACAAGCGCCGGACUCAGCUGUCCAGCACUUUCUCCUCGCUCAGCGGCCGCCUGGGCCUCUCGGAUGCCACCAGCCCCCCUCGUAGCCCAGACCGCGAAUCCCCCGAAGCCAAGCCUCGACCACCGGUGACCCCGCCCUCCCAUGAGUCGACUCAGAAGCUGUGGGCUCGUGUCCCCUCGGAGCGGCGGCAGACUCUCCGCGACUACAUGGCGAAGCUGCCGCUCGGAGGGGACAGCCCGCGUGGGGUCUGCUCACCCCUCUCCCAGAGCCCCAGCCUCCGGGCCACCCCCUCCAGGUCGCAGACCCCCCAGGAAGGCACAGCCGAGCUGCCGCCACGAAGGGCCACCCUGAGAGGUGCUGCUGUGUCCUCCUCCCAGACCUCCAGCCUCCGGGCCACCCCCUCCAGGCAGCGGGCACCCGUCCCCUGUGGCUCUCAGCCCCAGCGGAAGAAGCCGCGCAUGGGCUUCUGAGGGCCCCAGGGGAGCUGGUCCCCCUCUGGGGAGCCCUUCAUCCCGGACCUGCUGUGCCUUCUGUGGUUGGAAGCUGGGAAGUGGGAAGAGAACAGUCCCCGGGGCACAGGUCUUCCUGUUUCAGAGCAACGGGAACAGCAGGAUAGUUGUUUCCUCUCCUUACACUUUUGCUAGAAGGUCAUUCCGGAGGCAUGUUGAGUCGGCCCUCGUGGUCCUGUCCUGAAGGGCUGUGUCGUGGGGAUUCCCUCCAGGAGAUGGUGGGCCGCGCUGCCCAGGAGCUGGGGCUGUUGCCCCCUCCCCCCAAGACACCGGGGUGAUGGAAGGGCACCUGCUCCUCGCCGCACUCACGGGGAGCUGCUGGGCAGCCGCUCAGUCUGUGUCGGUUAAGUGGCGUCUGCUGUGAUCAGACGUUUCACAGAGGGAGACACUUGGAACCCACGUUUAGGACCUGAAUAAGCCUGGCAGCGGCCCCUGCAUCCCUUCUUCCGAAGCGUGUGGCUCUGUGGAAGGCUUUGCUCCCCUGUGGGGAAACCUGCCCUCAGAAUGUCCCAAGACACCAGCAUUUGCUCUAGAUUUCUCCUCGCACGUGUGAGUGCUGCUUUUCUCAGGGAACCUGGUGGAAGGAGUCGCACAGGACUCGCGCGCAUGUGAAACGACCCAGUAACACGGGAACUCACGCGGAUACUAAAAUGUCUGUAAUGCUCGGUUACACAACUUCUGCCCCAGAGACCCUGGGAUGUCACGUUCUGCUUUGAGCGCAGGAACACAGUGGUGCACGCUUGCAUGGGGUCAGCAGAUGGGGGGGUGCGCCGAGUGCUCUCAGGAACUGUGACUCUUUGGAAGGAAGGGGAGCCCAGCCAAGGGGGUGACCUGCACCCAUAGGGGGGCCUUUAGCUCUGGGCUCACUGUCCCCGUUAGUCUAGGGACGAAAGAGCCACCUUGGGGUUCAGUCCAAGCCAAAUUCAAUGUCCUCCCGGUCUUCUCCCGCCUCGGGCUCAGCGAGCUCUGUCUCAGCCUGCACCUCGUUCUCCUCCGUGACCUCACCUGAGGAGGCAGGAGAGAAGAUAUCUGUGUUCUCGGGACCUGUGCUUGCCCUCGAGUCAGGUACCGACCCUGGCUGCCGGCUAGUGUUGCGUUAGAACCACUUGGGCUCAGCAGAGGCCCAGCGACAGGACUCCACACUGCCCUGCCCCGUUUGCCCAUUACCUGUGAGCGCUACCCCACGUUCCCCAUGUGCCUCUCCCUGGCCAUGUGCCUGAGCCUCUAGUUCCCGGCCAGGCCGACUGGUCAGCUGGUGACUUGUCCCACCCAGCCGGGUGCUCUGGCCACCCUUCCCCGCCAGCACCACCCCUCUCAGCAUUCACCUGUACCCGCAGGCCAGCAGUCCCCCUCAUUUUGUCCCACACUCCCUGUCAUCGUGUCACCAGAGCCUGCCCACCCUCAGAAACCUGGGUCUGGAGAGGCUGAGGAUCGGGUGGUGUGGACGGGGGUGAAAACCCGGGUUCUCCAGACCUGCGUGGUGAUUGGCAGCCCUGGUCAGGCCGACCAGGAGCAGGUCGGCUGUGCGGCUUCUCUGGCCAGGCCAGCAGCAGCCGUGGGCAGGGACACAAUCCACAGUGGCCUCCAGCCCAGCAGCUGCUCCUCCCACCAGGGUGGGUAGCAGGGGGCAUGGGCCCCCAUGGUCUUAAAAUUAGGGUGGCAUUACCUGGGGGCGAGGCUGAUAGUAGGUCACUGUCCCUGUCCUCACUGGGAGUGGGUGGUGGGGCGUCCUGAUGGCAGGUUGGGGGCAUUGGUGGCUGGCCUGAAGCUUGCUCGCCGGGGAGUUCCUGGAUCAGCGGGCGUGGGGCCUUGGUGUCUCCUGUUGGUGUUUCCGAGUCCCUCUUGGCUGCUGCUUCACAUAUGGUGGAGAAGGGCGUCGAAGCCUUCCUCCACGUGUCCCUGGGGAUGGCGAAUAUGUUUGAAAGGGCAUCAGAGGUGUUUUCUGGCACUGGGAGUGAGGAGUGGUCCAGUUCAGGGUCACUGUCAUCACUCAAGCUCGAGAUGGCUGUGAUCUUUGGAAAGCACAUCUGUUAAGAAAGAGUGAAAAUUGCUGCUUUCAGGAUAGUCGCUAUGAAAUGCCCAGUGCCAGCGCUGCU
Molecule: messenger RNA, 4956 nt
Organism: Lutra lutra (Eurasian river otter)
Lineage: Eukaryota; Metazoa; Chordata; Mammalia; Carnivora; Mustelidae
Gene: TAF1C
Product: TATA-box binding protein associated factor, RNA polymerase I subunit C
Exons: 14
Coding region: 146-2821 (891 amino acids)
Biological process (GO): transcription by RNA polymerase I
Cellular component (GO): fibrillar center
Molecular function (GO): RNA polymerase I core promoter sequence-specific DNA binding; protein binding
Source: RefSeq, a predicted model, not a curated record